Macrosteles quadrilineatus (aster leafhopper) is the source of this 486-nucleotide messenger RNA. RefSeq lists its product as uncharacterized. The record is from RefSeq and is a predicted model, not a curated record. The coding region runs from base 1 to 486 and encodes 161 amino acids. Lineage: Eukaryota; Metazoa; Arthropoda; Insecta; Hemiptera; Cicadellidae. The transcript has a single exon.
AUGUCUGCAGUCCAGUCCGUGCUUCUCUACGGCUCUGAGGUGUGGGCAGACGCGCUUAACAAGGAGGCGUAUAGGUUGAGGCUCGCACGAGUGCAGCGCACUUUUCAGAUGUGGCAAGAAAGCUGGGAAAGGGAGACUCGAGGACGUUGGACUGCCAGACUCAUCAGGCAGGUCCAACCGUGGGUAGAACGGCGGCACGGUGAGGUUGACUAUUACCUCACGCAGUUCUUGUCAGGUCACGGCUAUUUUCAGUCGUACCUGCACUUGAUGGCCAAAACGAAUUCACCUGACUGCAUUUACUGCCCAUGCAUUCCCGACGACGCGGAACACACUUUUUUCCACUGUCCACAAUGGGAUAUGCUUUGCCAGGAGGCCAUUCAACAUCUUGGGGUGCUGUCGAUUGAAUCGAUCUGUGAGACCUUGCUGAAGGGUGAGGACAACUGGGACUGCUGGUCGCACUUUGUCCGGAAUGUCCUUCAAGCUUAA